This is a messenger RNA of Quercus lobata, 4042 nucleotides long. RefSeq names its product probable leucine-rich repeat receptor-like protein kinase At5g63930. The record is from RefSeq and is a predicted model, not a curated record. The coding region runs from base 428 to 3778 and encodes 1116 amino acids. The transcript has 3 exons. NCBI's taxonomy places the organism in Eukaryota, Viridiplantae, Streptophyta, Magnoliopsida, Fagales, Fagaceae. Gene Ontology annotation, biological process: protein phosphorylation. Gene Ontology annotation, molecular function: protein kinase activity; protein binding; ATP binding.
UUGUUGGGUGAAAAUUAAUGAACCAUUACUUUUCAAUAUUAUUAUUUUUAUUAUUGUUUGAGGGAGUUUGACCAAACAACAGUGACUUCCACUUCAAGCUCCCCCUUGUUUGUGCUAACCAUUGAACUUGUUUUCAUUAUUAAGACUAUACAAAGUUGCAACUUGUUGAACUAGAUUCAUACUCUAAAACCCAAAAAUAUCAGCCAUAUUCAAUGCAUGACUCAUUUCAGGUCAAAACCAAAUUAAGGUUGUUCCUUAGUGCAAAAUCUUCUGGGGAAUCCAACUUCUCCUUGCAAGCAAGAAUUCCCAUAAAAUUGUUAUUUUAGUACUGAGAUGGUUUCUCUUUCACUGACUGAUCACAAACUCAGAGGUAAAUCAUGUUAUGGUACUCUAUGGUAUGGAAAUUCAAUAGUCACCCAUCUUGUGAAUGCAACCUCCGGGAUAUAGUUUUCAGUGGAAUUUGAUGAGUAUGGAGAGAAUGAUAUCAUAUUAUUUGUUCACUACAUAUGUUAUUGUGGGUGCUUUCUUGGUUGGUACAUUGGAAGGGCUUAACACUGAAGGUCAAUACCUCCUACAAAUAAGAGAUAGUCUUGUUGACAAUUUUAAUAAUCUGGGUAAUUGGAAUUCUAGCGAUUCAACUCCUUGUGGAUGGAUUGGUGUGAAUUGCACCCAAGGUUCCAAUCCGGUGGUGUACUCUCUUGAUUUGCAGUCCAAGAAUCUAUCUGGAUAUUUGUCUCCAGCCAUUGGCAAAUUGGCUCACUUGACUUAUCUUGAUGUUUCUUUUAAUGAUUUGACUCGGAAAAUACCUAAAGAGAUUGGAAAUUGUUCAGGUUUGGAGUUUCUUCUCCUGAACAACAAUAAAUUUGAAGACCAAAUUCCUAAGGAAAUUGGUAGACUUUCUUGUUUACAGAGCUUGAAUUUGUGCGACAAUAAAAUAUCUGGACCUUUUCCAACGGAGAUUGGAAACCUUUCUUCCUUGACAAAAUUGAUUGCAUACUCCAAUAACAUCAGUGGAUCAUUGCCAGCAUCUCUUGAAAACAUUAAAACAUUGAAAGUUUUUCGAGCUGGGCAGAAUUUGAUAUCAGGAAGCUUGCCUCCAGAGAUAAGUGGAUGUCAGGGCUUAGAGUAUCUUGGUCUUGCUGAAAACCGGCUUUCUGGUGAGAUACCAAAAGAGAUUGGAAUGCUUAAGAAUUUGUCAUAUUUGAACCUAGUGGCCAAUUUGCUUUCUGGUACCAUUCCACCUGAGCUUGGCAACUGCACAAGUCUAACGACUCUGGCUCUCUAUAAGAACAAUCUUGAAGGACCAAUUCCUAUUGAGCUUGGGAACCUUAUGGCUCUUGAAAAUUUAUACCUGUAUAGAAAUAUUUUGAAUGGAACAAUCCCAAGAGAGAUUGGAAAUCUUUCUCGAGCAGUGGAGAUCGAUUUUUCAGAGAACUCUUUGAUAGGACAGAUACCAACUGAGCUAACUAAGAUAACAGGGUUGCAAUUGCUUUAUCUCUUUUCAAACAACUUUACUGGCGUUAUCCCAGAUGAGUUGACCAGCUUGAAAAAUUUGAGUAAGCUUGAUCUGUCAAUUAACUAUUUCAACGGUUCCAUUCCUAUUGGAUUUCAAUAUCUGACUAAUUUGAGUAAGUUUCAACUCUUCAGUAACUCACUGGAGGGUAGCAUUCCUCAAGGACUUGGAGUUUAUAGCUCAAUUUGGUUGAUCGAUUUAUCAGAGAACUCUCUAUCAGGAAGAAUUCCACGUCAUCUUUGCCAAAAUUCUAAUUUGAAUUUCUUAAACUUGGGAUCCAACCAGCUCACAGGAAACAUCCCAACUGGGAUCUUAAACUGCAAAACAUUGGUGCAACUUCGUCUUGUCGGAAACAAACUUAGAGGGAGUUUUCCAUUAAGUCUGUGCAAGUUGGUAAAUCUCUCCGCAGUUGAGUUGGAUCAGAACGAGUUCAGUGGCCCUAUUCCUCCAGAAAUUGGUACCUGCGGAAGAUUGCAAAGGCUUCAUCUUUCAUACAACCGCUUCACAUCAGAGUUGCCAAGAGAAAUUAGUAACCUCUCCUUGUUGGUUACAUUCAAUGUCUCUUCAAAUUUUCUUUUUGGAAAGAUUCCACCUGAGAUUUUCAGCUGCAAGGAGCUUGAAAGACUUGAUCUCAGUCACAACAACUUUGUGGAUGCUUUGCCAGAUGAGGUAGGAACACUUUCCCAAUUGGAGCUUCUCAAACUUUCAGAGAACAACCUUUCUGGUACUAUACCUGUGUCACUAGGCAAGCUAUUGCGUUUAACUGAGCUACAAAUGGGUGGUAACUCAUUUUCUGGUAGCAUACCGGCUGAAUUGGGAACUCUUUCGAGCUUGCAGAUUGCAUUGAACCUCAGUUAUAACAAUCUCUCUGGAGAGAUUCCCUAUGAGCUUGGAAGUCUUGAUUUGUUGGAGUUCCUUCUGCUCAACAACAACAAUUUGAGUGGUGAAAUUCCAGAUUCUUUGCUGAAUCUUUCGAGCUUACUUGGCUGCAACUUUUCAUUCAAUGAGCUCUCAGGAUCUAUACCUCCCUUUAUACAAAUUCAGAAAAUGGAUAGCAGAAGCUUUAUGGGAAACAAAGGACUUUGUGGUGCUCCUCUUAAGCCUUGCAAUGGAGCACCACCACCUUUUUUACCUCAAGAUAAAGAAGGGAACAGAAACCGUUUAGGAAAAAUUGUGGCUAUAAGUUCAGCAGCCAUUGGUGGGGUUUCUCUCAUUCUUAUCAUAGUCAUCAUAUAUUUCAUGGCACGUCCGAUUGACACGGUUGCUCCUAAGCAAGAUAAACCAUUCUCUUCUCCUGUUUCUGACAGCUACUUCUUUCCAAAAGAAGGAUUUAGUUUCCAGGACUUGGUUGCAGCGACAGACAACUUUGAUGAAAGCUUUGCAAUUGGAAAGGGCGCCUGUGGAACUGUGUAUAGAGCUGUCUUGCCUAGAGGUCUUAUAAUUGCUGUUAAGAAGCUAGCAUCAGACAGAGAGGGCAACAAUGUGGAUAAUAGCUUUCAUGCUGAAAUUUUGACACUCGGGAAAAUUAGGCAUCGGAAUAUUGUAAAGCUAUAUGGUUUCUGCUACCACCUGGGUGCCAAACUCUUGCUCUAUGAGUACAUGGCAAAGGGGAGUUUGGGAGAGUUACUUCAUGGACCAUCCUGUAGUCUUGAUUGGCAAACAAGGUUCAUCAUUGCACUUGGAGCUGCUGAGGGCCUUUCUUAUUUGCAUCAUGAUUGCAAGCCUAGGAUUUUUCACCGUGACAUAAAGUCCAAUAACAUUUUGCUUGAUGAUAAGUUUGAAGCUCAUGUUGGGGAUUUUGGGUUGGCAAAGGUGAUCGACUUGCCACAUUCUAAAUCAAUGUCUGCAGUUGCUGGUUCUUAUGGCUACAUUGCUCCUGAGUACGCAUACACCAUGAAAGUUACAGAGAAAUGUGACAUCUACAGCUAUGGAGUUGUCCUACUUGAGCUGCUGACAGGAAGAACGCCCGUACAACCUCUUGACCAAGGUGGUGAUCUUGUAACAUGGGUGAGAAAUUACAUUCACAAUCAUUCAUUGUCACCUGGAGUCCUUGAUGCUCGAUUAGACCUACAAGAUGAGUGUAGUGUCUCUCACAUGAUUACUGUCCUAAAAAUUGCUUUGCUAUGCACAAGUAUGUCUCCUUUUGAUCGCCCCACAAUGAGGGAAGUUGUUUUGAUGCUUACGGAGUCCAAUAAGCAGAAAGGAGUAGGACGAAAUACAUAUUGCUCCCCAAGUCAUGAUGCUAAUUGGGACGAUGAACCUUGAUUAUACACAAGUACGACGUAGUUAUUUUGUUCAGCCCAGAUGAUAUCUAGUGGUUGAUUUAUCCUUAGUAUUAUUUACAAAAGUAGUAAAAGGCUUCUCUGUAGAUGAGUAUAUCAGUAUAUCCCUUGCAUGAUAUUGUUAUGUAUAUCUAAUUUCUGCUUGUUUGGCUGAUUGGCAACAAUUCUAAGGGUUUGUCUUCAGAAAAAGAUACAUGAAUAAUGAGAUGUUGUACCUGCUUAUAAAAAUAAAAGCAACAUUGUAUCA